This is a messenger RNA of Saprolegnia parasitica CBS 223.65, 744 nucleotides long. RefSeq lists its product as hypothetical. Lineage: Eukaryota; Oomycota; Saprolegniomycetes; Saprolegniales; Saprolegniaceae. Bases 1 to 558 code for a protein of 185 amino acids. The transcript has a single exon. The record is from RefSeq and is a predicted model, not a curated record.
AUGUUGCUCGCCUGUCCACAAUGCACUCUUGAGAACCCUCUCGACGUGACGCACUGCGUGUGCUGCACGUCGGUGCUUUCGCCCGACGAUCGCAUCCGCACGCUUCUGAACCAAGUGCACUUGCUCGCAUCCGAGCUCCACGAUGCGCGCGCUAUCAUCGCGUCUCUACCCCAUCGGCAUAUAUCACCACCAAUGCCUCGAACCCCACCAACCACCGUUGUCAACGUCAACGCACAGAGCCUCCGACGCAUGGGCUACCGUAGCCUGGACGCGUGGUUGGCCGCGUCGCCGCACCACAAGUAUGUGGGUCGUGGCAUGGCGGCGCGCGACGGCAAGCCCGCGAUGCCUGGCAGCGUCUGGGGCAAUCCGUUCAAGAUCGGCCGUGAUGGAACCCGCGACGAUGUCGUUCAACAGUACCGGGACUACAUAACGGACAAAAUCACGCGCGGGGACGUCGACUUGAGCGAUGUGCGCGGGAAGGUGCUCGGGUGCUGGUGCAAGCCCGAGGGUUGUCACGGCGACGUUCUCGCCGAGCUAGCCGAUGCGCAUACCGAAUGAAAUUCAACGUGUGCUCUUUGAGACUGUGCCGUGUCAAAGCAGUGGACGAAAUUGUCUAUAAAGCACCAAGCGAUACAGACGGCGACAACGAAACGCGCACGAGUUUUAACCAGAUCCAGACGCAAGCCAUUUCCGGAUACUACAUGAGUUAUAAGGUUCGAUUCGAAAUGCAAACUUGUUUCACCC